Ciona intestinalis (vase tunicate) is the source of this 854-nucleotide messenger RNA. NCBI's taxonomy places the organism in Eukaryota, Metazoa, Chordata, Ascidiacea, Phlebobranchia, Cionidae. The record is from RefSeq and is a predicted model, not a curated record.
UUGGGGAAGUACCGGUUAAUACUUCGGUCGCAUGUGUAUGUGACGUCAUAUACAGCAUUGUUUCUUCUUCUGAAAUGUCUACAAUGACGUCAGAUACUAUGACGUCUAAUAGAAUGACGUCAGAUAUGAUCAAGUUCUUAACGAUGGUCGGCAAAUUAAAGAGGACCAAGAGAAGUGGUUGGGUUAUGAGGGGGGUGAAUGACCCGGAGUCCGUGAGCGAUCACAUGUACAGAAUGUCGAUAAUGGCAAUGUUGUGUAACAAUUCCUCAACAAUGGACAAGACACGUUGCAUAAAGUUGUGCCUGAUACACGAUAUGGCCGAAUGCAUUGUGGGAGACAUCACACCUUAUGAUAAUGUCAGUAAAGAGGAAAAACACGCGAGAGAAAAGAAGGCGAUGCAAGAAUUAUCUUCGUUGUUACCGGACGAAGCUGCUACGGAAAUCAUGGAGUUGUUCGAGGAAUAUGAAUCCCAAUCUACGGAAGAGGCGAGAUACGUGAAGGACCUCGAUCGAUUCGAGAUGAUUCUACAAGCCCGCCAUUAUGAAGAAGGGGAAGGAAUGUGUUUACAAGAAUUCUACGACUCCGUUGAUGGGAAAAUUAAGAACCAAGAAAUUAUUUCAUUGGCGACGACGCUUGUGGAGUCAAGGAGGAAAUGAUGUUUCUAUGUUAGACUGAAAUGGUGUUUCUAUGUUAGACUGAAAUGGUGUUUCUAUGUUAGACUGAAAUGGUGUUUCUAUGUUAAACUGAAAUGGUGUUUCUAUGUUAAACUGAAUGAUGUUCUAUAGAAAACUGCAUUAAUGUUUCUAUGGAAAACGGAAAACUUUUUUUUUAAUAAAUUUGAUUAUGACGUCAUA